Messenger RNA from Passer domesticus (house sparrow), 13447 nucleotides. RefSeq names its product PLAG1 zinc finger (gene PLAG1). Gene Ontology annotation, biological process: regulation of transcription by RNA polymerase II. Gene Ontology annotation, molecular function: DNA-binding transcription factor activity, RNA polymerase II-specific; sequence-specific DNA binding. Gene Ontology annotation, cellular component: nucleus. Lineage: Eukaryota; Metazoa; Chordata; Aves; Passeriformes; Passeridae. The coding region runs from base 7021 to 8526 and encodes 501 amino acids. The record is from RefSeq and is a predicted model, not a curated record. The transcript has 4 exons.
AGCUAAUUAGGUGUGUACUAACAGCAUUGCACAAAGCUGGUACAUGAACAGUGUCAGAAAUACAUCCAGUGUCUGUGCUGUGCAGCUUCAGAAAGGGUCACUGGAUACAGCUUUGAAGAGGGAUUUGCUUUGGUAUUACCUUAAGUAUUCUGCAUUUUCACUUAACCUUCCUUAAGCCUUUUGUGUUUUAGCUCAUAAGGUCAUUGAUACCAUCAUCCAGCAUCACAGUUGUAGCAGUAGUAGCAAUCAUGGCUAGAUGUAACACUUUCUUUAGUGUAAAGCUACAGUAAGCUAUGAAGUAUUUUGUUUUCAGAUAGAACAGCAGUUCCUUGACUGUAGGUUGUGUUGGAAGUGACUGCUUGGAAAUAGGUCACUCUUCCUUACUUCCUUUCUUUGAGAGCUGGGAUAAGAAGUAGAGGAAACAGGACAACCAAGAUCAUCAUAAUUUCAGUUGGAAUAGCUCCAAUAAAUAAAAUGGUUAAAAGAAAUCCAAGGUUACAGAAAAGCACUGCUAAACCCUGUGACAGCUUUUGCCCCCAGGCAAUGUUGUUUCGACAGUGUGACUUUGGGCAGGACUGGGCUUUUGCCACAGGCUUUGCACUACUGCGUGGUUGCCACCUAUACUCAGGAUGAGGUGUUAUGUAAUGGGGAGACUACCUUGUCUCUCAGUCACUUUGUAUCUGUCCUGCAGGAGUUGUGGUUUUGUUCCAAAAUUGGCCUUCUCAACCAUCUAGUGUAGCACCAUGAGAGAAAUCAGUUCCUGUGGAAGGCCUUGUCCUAGCACAGUCCUUGCAGCUUCUAUGAUGUAGUGAGAUUUUUUUUCAACCACCAACUUGCCCCUCGUAUUUGAGCUUGUGUUAACUAGCAGGAUUAGAGCAACAUAAACCCUUUUAUUUGAAUGAUAGUUGAAACUGUUAAAAACAUGUUUAGUUAUGAUUUGUUAGGUGAAUGUCUCAAAAAGCAAAACUUUUUAAUGCCUAUCCAAUCUAUUUGUGCUCUGCAACCUAAUUACAUUGUCUAAAUGGUACAUGCUUGAGUAUUCAGGUUCAGAAAAAUCUUCUGAAACACAAGUUUGGAAAAUCGUGGUUUCAGGGGUAGUCUGGGCCAGGCAGGCCUGUAUCAGGCAAAUCUGAAAUCUGUAUUUGGUUGGUAGAUGUUGUAAUAAAGAGUAGCAUUGGUAGCCAACUGCACAGGAAUGAUAAUUUGAGAAGAGUCAAAGAAGCAUUUGUGAGGAAGUCCUGUCUUGGGGAAUUGUGUUCUUGGGAGGAUCAGCAAGAAGUAAAGAUUUUCUGGUUCAAAAAUCAAAGUGAACUUCAUCAAAAGGACUUUUUAAGGAAAGAUGAUGUAACAGGGGAGGUCUUGGCACAAGUAAAUGACAGUUUAAGAGGUACAGUCAAAGGAUAGAGGUAGAAGGUCUGUUCUCAGUUAAACGAGGGUCCCAGUUAAUUUCCACAGAGACCUGUGGAGCUUGUUCAUGAAUGGUAUCAGUAAGGGGAUCAGCAGUUGGGUGAGCAAGUUUGCUGUGAAGAAGAAAGCUAUCUGUGGAGAACAAUGGAAGGACAUUAAAGUGCUGAGGACUAUGCAAUAAAAUUGGUGAUAAGAUUCAGUAUAGAUAAAUUAUGAUGAUAACUAAGAAAGAUAACUGGGCAGAACAAUCCCUUUUAUAUAUUGGACUGAGUUUGAGCUGAGUAUUACCACUGAGGAGUAACACUUGGGAACUGUGAUUGGCAAUCCUGUGAGAUCAUGAACUCAUUGGUCACUAAAACACAAUUGAAAUAUUAGAGUAGAAAUGUACAGAAUAAAUUUUGAUAAUGUCAUUACAAGAGUGUAUGUUUAAGUUGCUUCCAAGUGUUGUGUGUAUUUCUGGAGCCUUCAAAAGUACAUUAGAACUGGAAGAAGCUUAGAGAAGGUCAGUAAGGAUGAUGAGCUACAUACAUGGCUUCUAUUAAAGAACAUUUCUGUAAACUGGAACUUUGGUCUGGGGAAGUAAUUAAUUGAGGGCAAUGUUGCAGGGGAACAUGUGCAGAGGAAGGAAGAUGAAUACUAACCACUGCCUUUCAAAACAAAAGCAUGCUCAGUUAAGAGGGAAGGCACAUUCAGAGCCUUCAAAAAUAAGAGGUUCUCCAUGAAAUCAGUAGUGGAGAGACCUGUGGGAUGAUUUGUUAAAUGUAUAUUGUAGAUACUAUAAAAAAAUUUAUGGUUUCCAGGAGAAUUGUGGACUAUUGCUUGGAAGGGUGAUGUGCUCAAAAUUGCUAAACAGAAACCACAUAUGGUUCAGAAAGUGCCCAACAUCAAAGGAGUAGGGGUCUGAAGAGAAUCAGAGACAUAUCACACGUCUGUGACCUGUUCUGUACUUUUGGCUAUUACUGAAGAUAGAAUACUGGCCUAGAUGUAGCACUGUCCUUGCCCUCACACCCACACUCAUUUUAAGGUGCUUUGUGGCGAAGGAAAAUACUUUUCCUUAGAAAUAUCAAAUUAGUUCCUGACCAUAUUAAUGUAUAAUCUCAUGUACAUUUAGGUGGUAUGUUCAUGCUUGCAUGUGCAUCUACAGGAUUUCCUUUGCAUUUUAUUAUAAAAUAGUAUGGGCCUGCAUGCAGAUUAAACAGUAACCAAAGUUUGUUUUCACAAAAGCAUCAUCACUUUAAAAAUGGGUGCAGAUUAUUCAUGAGGAGGAGGGGUGGUGGUGGUGGUAGUGUGAUUCCAAAACACACAAAAACACUUCCGCAGGUUUUAAAAAUUCUAACAGUAAUUACACUAACAGUGUUAUUUGUAUCACAGUCUCUCUGAAGUUUUUAGAAAAACAUCUAUGCAGUGCCAUAGAGAUUCUUAAAAAGUCCAUAAAACCACAAUCAUCAGAUGGGUUAGCUCUAGGCAGCUCUUGUUUCCUUUAAUUUAGUAUAUAACCAGGAAUCCUUUGGAACAUUUAGUAACCAAAACUGAGCUCUCAAGAUUUAAAGUGGACCUAAGUAAUCUGGAACAUGGAAAGCUCACAAAGAGAUGCUGGAUGGUAUUGUGAUUUUUUUUUUCUUUAAAUUACAGACUAUUAGGUCAUGCUAAAAUAAACAUUAGUAAGUUCAUGUUCUACUUUUCCAGAAACUGAAGGGGAAAAAAAAGGGCAAGCAUGAUAGAAUUUUUCUUCUAUAUUCUGAAAAAAAGUUAUGUAAUCCUCUUUCUAGUGUAGCAUAUUAUAAGAAUGAGUUACUUUCUAAAAUUAAAAAGCUAGUUUUCCAAAUUUCAUGACUGUAGUACAGCUCUCAGAAUGGCAUAGAAUUACAACAAUGAAAAAAACCAUUAAACUUAAUAGUCAUAUCUAUAUAAAUACCUCUUUUUGUAUGAUGGUUACUGUCCCACAGGAAUCUAGUGGGUUUUUUCCUCCAAGUGCUUUAUUUAUUAAUUAAUAAAAGAUAUGUAUAUUUAACAGAUGUUUACUACUGAAAUCUGUGUAUUUACUACCCACAAGAAAAUAAAUAUGUUUAGUAAUUUUAGUGCAUUUGUUUCCAUUGCUACCCAAAUUUCAGAUUGGUUUGAAGGGAUUGGGAUUUUUUUUCUGCUCAACUGCCUGCAGUUUCUGUAGGUUUCUCUGUAGGUUUUGUGGAUGUUUAAAAAAAAACACAAAACAGCAAAGCCUUAAAUAAAAUUUAGUAUUGAUGAAUCUUGUAUUUUUCUGUCUUCUAUAUUAUAUUCUUUGCAGCAUAAUCAUCACUCUGCACACAGUAGAUAUUAGUAAUGUGCUGUCACUAACAGUAGACUACAAUGGUUGCCUGGUUUUAGUUUCAGUGGUUAUGUUAUUUCAUUGUGUUCUAGAUGUUAGGCUGUUUCCCUGAGGGGUGAACUCUUAUGUGUUAUUAUCUCUAAGUCAUUCUUAUGUUUAUAUCUAAGAUCGCUGGAGAGAUAUUUUCAAUGUUUUGCCCACAUCAUCCCAUUUUCCUGCAGCAGCUUUUGCAGGCAGUUCUCCUGCUGCAUGUCUGGAUUUGGGGAUUUGGUUGUGUCUUCCUGCAGCCUGUGCAUGCUCUCGCUGCUGUCCUACCAUGCUCCCUCAGCCACCCCUCUGCACUGUAGGCUAGAGCUUGAAUCUUUGGAACAGGAUUUCCCUGAAAUGAGUUGUGUGCUAUAAGCAGGUCCUGAAGUUCAAGACAAAAUAAAUACAGCCUUGUAUAUAUUUUUUAAAAGCCCACACAGCAAAACUAUCUGUUCUUUUGUGAUUAGUUUGCCUAUGUGUGUGCUCCCUUUACACGAAGCACCGCUGUACCGCAGGGCCAGUGCCUGCAUCUUUGAAUGGUUCUUUGCAGUGACUGUUGUCUGAAAAUGCAGAUGGCCAGGUGGCAUCACCCACCUCUCAAUGCCAUCUUGUCCCACUGGGGCCUCAGUGUUGGACCUCUUCGUCUUUUCACAUCUGUAUGUCAGCUUAUAAAAGAAGAGGAGCUGUAAAAGUGUGGCUGAUUUCCAGCUGCUCUCAGGUGGGGUACCUGCCAGCUCUCCCCUCUCACUGCCUGCCAUACAAAAGGCCACAGUGCCAGAGACAGGGCUCUGGGGGCCAAGAUCUGUCCCUCCUGCCAUUUGGCAGUGCCUUAUUUUUGGACAGUUGUGCCAGGUGUCUGCACAUGUUGCUUGCUGUUCACAUCUCUUCCAAAUUACACAAAAAAGCAGACAGAAAAUUAAAUUUCACUUUGUGAAAGUGCAGGUGUGAGCCUCUCCUGGCCUAGUCAGACUUUAUGGCCAAACUCACUUUCUGUUGUCUCACCCUAGCAAUGCCCAAUUCUUCCUUUCUGCUCUCCAGCAUCAAUGCCUCAGCUUGAGUAUCCAGAUGUAGAACCACAGGGAGACCUUCAUUGCCCCUUUCCCUCUCCACCCCUAUUCAGCCAAGAACAAAUGGGGGGGAUCUGCAUCUUCCCACCAAAGCCAGGAUUCUCUUUCUAAGUAUGAGCAAAGGUGAGCAGGCUCCCUCAGCUGUCUCUUUUUAAAAGUGUCAUGCUGUUCAAAUAAAUUCAGAUCAAAUGGCCUGCCAAGCACAAGCAGGGAUGUGGACCCCUGAAUCAGUCAGAAGACUUGAUUUUAAUUCAACAUGGAGAAAGGCACCCCUAAAUAGGUUGAAGCAUCAAUACUUCAACAUCUUUGCAUGGAUUUUUCUUACUUGCUUGACUGUUUCCAUUGGUGGGAUCAGCUUCUCCAUCUGAGAUCCUUCCUUACGGAAAGUUAAUUCUCUCUAGAGGGCCUCUGAAAGCCACAGGUGAGAAGCUGGAUCUUCUGCUGCCUGCAGCUACUCUGAGUUGAAGCAUCUGCUGCAAAAAAUCUAGUGUUUUUCUACGGAGCUGGGCUGACCUCCCGCUCUCUCUCUGAGGCCUGUACAAGUGUGCAGUAGGCACGUUGAUCCUUGUUGAUCCAGGAAGGGUGUCUGAGCCUUGCAGGGCAGCAGGUCCCAGCAUGCUGUCCUGGAGCAGUACAGGCACUUUGCCACUUCUGCCCUCAGCCCCUUCCAGCAGCUAAAUCAGCAGGAGGCUUAAAUCUGCUCCCCCACAAAAUGGAACUGCCCAGUGAGAGGCUCGUAUGUAAGCCCACAGGACAGGGAAUGCUAAAGAAGGCUACAUGGUGCUCCUUCUUUUGUCCCCUUAAUGUGGGGUUAGUGUCCUUCAUCUUCAGGAGCUCUGGCAACAUUUGCCCUGUUUUAAGAGCUCCAGCUGAAGGGGUGGGGUUUGUAGUUAGAGUCAUAGAACAGUUUGGGUUGGAAGGGACUUCAAAGAUCAUCGAGUACCAACCCUCAUGCCAUGGGCAGGGACAUCUUCCACUAGACCAAGCUGCUCAAAGCUCCAUUCAACCUGUCCCCUUGAACACUUCCAGGAAUGGGGCAUCCACAGCUUCUCUGGGAAACCUCUUCCAAUGACUGCCUCUCUACAAAUGGAGGUACUGUCUGAUAAUCAUUUUGGCUCUUCUGAGCCACGAUGAUGAGAUCAGCUGUCUCUUGCUGAUGAUUUCACCAGCUCAGCUGCCCCAGCUGUCCCUGAUUGCUCCAACAGAGCAGAUUUCAUUUGUCGGUACUUUUUAGUCAGGUGACUGCUUGCCAGUGCUUUUUGGACUAUUAGUCACCUGGUACAGAAAAGAGGAAAAAUCUUUACUUAUGCUAUGGUAAUGGUGGCUCUUCUGGUACAUGGGCAGUAGAGGCAAAAAGGCAUCUGUUGUCCUUUACUCUGAAUGGGUCUCUACUGUUGGCAAACCUGAGAGAGGCUGGACUGGGGCAUCCUGAGAUUAGUUUGCUCCAUUACCACCCUGAGCAGCGGCAACUCCUUGCCUCCUUGGGUUGCAUUUGUUCAUCCUCUUUUCUUCCUCAACUAGGAUGCUGGUCGGUGUUUCAGCUUUCCAAACCUCACACAAUUCCAGCUAGGAUAUCAACUCUUGCCCAUAUAUUGCUCUCCUAUGCCCCCACUCCCUUUCAUCAACCACAGCAAACCUUGCCAGCUCAAGUCACAUCAGUGCCUAAACCCCUGAGGUGGGAGCACAGGUUUGGGAGCAGCAGGGGAGAGGGAGGUUGCCAAAGCAGCAUGUUGGUGGCAGUGGUGGGGUUUGUGCCACAGCGUGAGUGAAGAGCAGAGGUGGGAGCUGCCGCUGCUGCUGGCCGUGCUAGGUGGGGCAGUGGUGGCAGAGCGUGGCACUGCUGAGGAGCCCUUUGCCUUGUGCAGAGCUGAGGUGGUUCACAGGCACAGCCUGGAUGGACAUAACUGGCUUCAAGGACAUGGUCCUGUCCGUGUGAGUACGUGCUCACCUGGGAUCUGUGCGGACAGCACUUCUUAAAGAAUCACAGUUUCCGUAGGACCAGUAAAAAUGGGAAGUACUGGAUUCUGGUUUCCUCCAAGAAGAGUCAGCGGAACUGGUUAAGACCAAAAUCUGAGGACUUUAGUGGGCAAACAUCAGUCCCCUUUUGCUUUCUUUUACGACCACAUGAAACUUGAGAAGCCAUCUAAAGCUAAAUCAUUUAGUGGAGUUGGGCAAUUCCCAAGUGUCCAACAAGAAGGCCUGGUUUAGGCUGCGAUGGCCACUGUCAUUCCUGGUGAUUUGUCAGAAGUAAGAGAUACCCAGAAAGUCCCUUCAGGGAAACGUAAGCGUGGUGAAACCAAACCAAGAAAAAACUUUCCUUGCCAACUGUGUGACAAGGCCUUUAACAGUGUUGAGAAAUUAAAGGUUCACUCAUACUCUCACACAGGAGAGAGGCCCUACAAGUGCACACAACAAGACUGCACCAAGGCCUUUGUUUCUAAGUACAAAUUACUAAGGCAUAUGGCUACUCAUUCUCCUGAGAAAACCCACAAGUGUAAUUAUUGUGAGAAAAUGUUUCACCGAAAAGAUCACCUAAAGAAUCACCUACAUACACACAAUCCCAACAAAGAGGCCUUUAAGUGUGAAGAAUGUGGAAAGAACUACAAUACCAAGCUUGGGUUCAAACGUCACCUGGCUUUGCAUGCUGCAACAAGUGGUGACCUCACCUGUAAGGUAUGUUUGCAGACUUUUGAAAGCACAGGAGUGCUGCUGGAGCACCUAAAAACUCAUGCAGGCAAGUCAUCGGGUGGAGUGAAGGAGAAAAAGCACCAGUGUGAACACUGUGAUCGUCGGUUCUACACCCGAAAGGAUGUCCGCAGACACAUGGUAGUGCACACUGGAAGAAAGGACUUCCUCUGUCAGUACUGUGCACAGAGAUUUGGGCGGAAGGAUCACCUCACGCGCCACAUGAAGAAAAGUCACAACCAAGAACUUCUGAAGGUCAAAACAGAGCCAAUGGACCUUCUAGAUCCCUUUACCUGCAAUGUUUCUGUGCCUAUUAAGGAUGAGCUGCUUCCAGUGAUGUCUUUACCUUCCAGUGAACUGACAUCAAAGCCAUUUACAAACACUUUGCAAUUAAAUCUCUACAACACUCAGAUUCAGUCCAUGCAGAGUUCUGCAUCUGCACACCAAAUGGUUGCCACAUCGUUACCAUUGGGAAUGCCUUGUCCAAUAGAUAUGGAGUCUGUCCACCCUUCUCACCAGCUAUCGUUGAAAUACCCGCUCGGUACUACCUCAUACUCAAUUUCUAUGCCUGAAAAAGAACAGCCAUUGAAAGGGGAAAUUGAAAGUUACUUAAUGGAGUUGCAAAGUGGUAUGCCUUCUUCAUCCCAGGAUUCUCAAGCGUCUUCAUCAAAACUAGGGCUGGAUCCACAAGUAGGGCCACUAGAUGAUGGGUCUGGGGAAGUUUCCCUUUCCAAGGGCUCCGUUCCUAUUAGUGAACCUCUAAAUGCCCCAUCAUUGGACUUUUCUCAGCUGUUCAACUUCAUACCUGUAAAUGGCCCUCCCUAUAAUCCUUCUGUUUCAGUGGGAAACCUCGGGAUGAGUUAUACGCAAGAGGAGGCACAUUCUUCUAUGACUCAGCUCCCACCACAAACCCAGGAUCCACAAGAUCCCAGCAAUAGUAUAGGUCUUGGGUCUCUGCACUCAUUGUCAGCAGCUUUCACAAGCAGUCUAAGCACAACCACCACCCUACCACGAUUUCAUCAAGCUUUCCAAUAGGAUGUACAAAGCUGGCUUGUUAACUGUCUAUUUGUAGAAAUGCCUUAGGUGACCAUUUUUAACUUAGUGCCUACUAUAAGACAUUAUAAAUUCUCCGCUUUUGUACAGUACCAAUCUCAUGAAGCCAGUAAGAAAUUUAAAUUAACUUUUUUAAAAUGUUUUGAAAGUGUUUAUUCUCAGCUGUGUUUACUUUGGUUUGUUGUUUUUUUUAAACAGUCUCAUUGUAUUGUUUUCAUUUUCACUGCCAAUUUACACAUUCAAAAUGUUCAGUAGAAAGUCAUCCCAAGCAAACUCACAACACUCAUCCCGUUUUUAAAACUUUUUCAACCAUACCAGCUAUUCUGUUUUAUUGAUGUCAGUGGUAGAACUGCCACUUUUACCUUUUAAUAUAUUUUACUAUUUGCAAAUAAUCCAUUUAAAAUAUGUAUCACAAGGAUUCCUGAGAUUUGGGGAAAAAAUUAUCCAGUCUGUUUCCAAACAAAUCCUCUUCCCAAAUGGUGACACAUCUGACCUGUUCUAUAAUGACAAAUCUAAAUUUUUUAAAUGAAUAUAAAAUUCAGAUUUUUCUGAAAACUUGUGUGUGUAUAUAUAGAAGUCGAUAUAUACACAUGUACAUAUAUAUAGCAUUUUGACUUGUAUUGAAGUCAUUAUAAAAGUUUUUAAGAAUUUUGCCAUUUUCUGGCUUAAAUUUUGGUGGCCUGUUAUGGAUAACAGAAGAAAAAAAAUUAGUGUAAUUCUCUAAAAUUAGGGCUGAACAGAAUUUCGACAGAGAAUCUCUGCUUGCCUAAAUGACAGAUGUUUCAAGUUGAAUUUGAAACUGUUGUGCUUUCGUGACUCUGGUAUAGGGAAACAGGCAAAAGUAAUGGCUGAUCUUGAAAUAUAAAAGUGUUGUAAUGUAGUAAUGCAGAAUAUUUUGUCGCAGUUUUUGUUUUAAUUCUUAACUUGCUGGUUUUUUUCUCUUUAGUAGCAUAGAAAGAGUACUGCAUAGGAACCUUCCAGUAGUGUGUUCACGUCUGUAGGCGUCAGUCUUCUCCCCGCUGCCACCGCCAAAGGGUGGAUCAAGUCCAGCCAGAAAGUGUGUACCUAUUUUCAGUUCAAAACUAGUGUGCAGUCAGAAAGUGAAUGUAAAUUUGCAGCUACCAGUUUGUUUUGUUUUGUUUUGUUUUUAUUGGAGUGAUCUUUUCAGUUGUGUUACAUGGUGUGUUAUGUCCUCCUAAGCAACAAGUUAGAUGUUAAUCACACUUUCUACACCUGGGUACUUGGUUAGGGACUUUUUGCCCAUUGCCAAGAUUUAAAGACAGGACUCUUAGGAGUGAAGUAAAAGCAUAUUGCUUACACCACUUUUACCUAAUGCAAUAUAUAUUCUAUCCCCCAACCCCUAAUAACCAAAAGAGGAAAAAAACCCUAAAAAAACAACCAACCCUGUGAUGCAUAAAAGCAAACUAGAUUUGCUGCAAUUCAACAGUAACAUUAUUUUCCUUGUCAUUUUCGUACAAGGAAUUAAAAAAUGGAAAUCGAGUACAUUAGUAUCUCUCAAACAAUAAUGAGAAUUCAAGGUUUUAAGUGGUUAAACUAAAUAUACUUCACAGAAACAAAAGUUGCUCCCAUUUAAGGAGCUCAUGCUCCGGAUGUUUUAUCAGUAGCUCCUACUGGUUUUUUUUAAUGCUAGGAGCAAUAUGCAGGUGUAGUUUUACUAUUUUAUACAUAUGUGUAUUUAAAUUUUAUUACUGAAAAAUAACAUUUUUAUAAAUGUGUUUAUGUUCCAAAGGCAUUAAAAUAAGGAUGUAUUAAUAAGGAAAAUACCUUUUGAAAUUCUGCAAACUACUCCUAGAUUUUGGUUUUAGGAGCACGUUAUCUCAAAGUGGGCGUUUAGCUCUGCUUCACGACUGCUUCCUCUGGUUUCUGUGAAACAGAUUGCUCGCUUGCUUACAUCUUUAGUUGAAUGACUUGUUCAAUAUUGCUUUUUUUUCCAUUCACCUUUCUAAAGGAAAGAAAAACACAGAUGAACAGAGCACAAGCUGAAUGCAACCGAACAUAGCUCUAGUUUACAUGAACGACCAUAACGCAUCUAAAAAACUUGGAUUUAUUCUCAAGCCUUUUAAUCUGAGAUGAAGAUAAAUGGACUUAAUUCCUCCAGUGGGUUAUGCCGAGCAUCUGCAACUCUCCCUGCCGCAGAGGAAAGCUGCAGGUGCUUGGCAUCCUGCAGCUGGCCCAGCAGUGUGGCCGGGCAGCGCUGCCCUUCCUGGGCAGCCUGUGGCAGACAAAUUUCCAGUCUGGAGCCACUUGUUAUCAGCCCCAGCUGCUGAAAGACUUAAUAAAAACCAAAACCCACAGACACUUUGCCAACACCUGUUUCUUAGUGCAUAGCCAGAACCCUUACUACCUUGUUUGUGCCUUAGCUUCCUGAAAAGGGAUUGACAUUUCACUUGGAGUUAGAUAUACAUUUCACUUGAGAAAUAGAGACCUCAGACAAGAUAUUGAACCUCAUUCAGUCAGGGUUUCAGUGGGUGACUGCACCCAGAGUGUUUGCAGCUGAACUAGGAUGUAGGGUAACAUGGAAGCAGACCCUUUAAGCAAUACCAACACCACCAGAGUGCUUUUGAGCAUCACUUAGGCAGAGUCAAUAUUGGCCACUACUAAACCAUCAGUUUUUAAACCCUGUUUUCUUGAUUUCCCAUGGAUUCUUGGUGGGAGGGGGGAGGGCUGGCUGAUCGUGCACCACUCUUUGUGCAACUUCUAAACUUCUAGUAAGGUUGUUUUGUUGUUGGUUUUGUUUUUUUUUUAAUAUAUAUAUUUUUGUGUACUUGUUGCUUGUGCUUUAUUUAGUAGUAAAUUGUGGAAUAGAGUGAUUUAUUGUUAAUUUGGCAGUAGCGGUUUUUAAAAACCAUAUACUGACUGAAACAUGAGCCAGAGCUGAUUGCUUUAUUAAGCUAAUAAUGAAUGUUAAGAGUACAUAUUUUCAGGAUCAUUUGCCUAGUGAGCUAAACUUGUAUUAUAGGCCAAUAUUUUUUAAAAUAAAGCUUGGUCAACCUCUAUGUUACACAUAUUACAAGAUAUAGCACUUUCAAAAAGAAAACCUAAACCUUUUAAGAAAAUUUCUUACAGGUUAUGCUUUUUAUUAUAAAACCUUUUAUUAUAAUUUGUUUCAAGUGCCAUUAGAUUACAUAUAUGUAGGCCUUUGGUAUAAUGCUUUGUGUACAAAAUGGUAGACAUUGUAAUUUUAAACAGGUACAUUUUUACAGUGUUUUCUUAUCAAUUUGCUAUAUUGCACAGAACCAGUGUGUCUUUCUUAAGGGUUUUACAAUGGUUUUUACUAGGUUUACAUGUUUCAAACUACACUGUCUUCUACUGCCAUUUUGAAUACCAGUCAAAAACAAUUAGGAGUUCGUCCUCACCAUUUGCAAACUGUCUUCUGGAGUUCUUGAUGGUAAACUUUGUCAAAAAUAUUUAACAUGCAGUAUUUGAUGCAGUUUUUUUUUAUCACAUCCUACCAUCGCUAUGCUGCUGUCUGAAGUUAACUUUGGGCCUGAUCCUGCAUCCGUAAAUGCUAUGGGGAUCCUGCAUCCUUUGUUAUGUCUGUCUCAUACACUGGUUUAGCAGCUUCUCCUGUAUUCUUCUCAGUCUAUAGAUAAGCCUCUGAAAUAUAUGUACUUAUCUGGUAUGUAGUAAACCAUUAUAGGCUUAGCUGCCCGUCCUGCUUCCCCGCAGUGUACAUUUUAAACCUCAGCUUACUUAGCAUCAUGCUCAACUUACACGUAAUGCCACAGUAGUUCAAAAUGUGUUUGGGUAGUCCCAAAGCUUUUAUGCAAUAAGGGUGUCUUACUUUUGUUGGAAGGCAGUGUCUUUUGAUAACAGUUAUCUAGCCCUGGAAGUGACACAGAACUAUUGCUAAUCAUAUGUAAACACUUUUCAGUAUAAGCUUCAGUGGUACAGUUGAACCAGAGUGAAUGUUUAUCUCCUCAGAAACACUCCUGCAAUAUUGUUAUAUUGGAUCAUGCUGCUAAUGUAACUUGGGAUACAACUCCUCUCAUGGUGCUACAAACCUCCCUGUCUCAUUCAGAUGUAUUUUUACCCAUAGAAAAAAAGGACUAUACUAGACCUAUAGUUGUAUGAUAUAUUUUUAUACUGUGACUUAAUUUGUCAUUAAUGAACUUUUGUGCAACACCACAAUGUAUUCAUAUGCACUUGCAAAAGUAAAAUUUUGGACAUGCAAAUUUAAACGCUGACAAGCCCAGCUCUUCUGUUCACAAAAAUAGGUGACUGCUAGUUAAUGUUAAAUGUUGGCUUUUUAUAUGGUGUGGAGUGAAGAACAUACUAUAUGUUACUAAAAGCCUUAGACAAAAACUGGGAAGAGUAUAUUGGUGAAUGAUGUCACAUCCAAACCUGACUCGGAUUGCUGAAAUUAUAUUUUUAGCUAGUGGAAAAAUUGUUUGGACUUGUAUGCUAAAAUGUUUUUAAUGAUAAAAGUUUUGAGUCAAAAAAAUAGAGGAAAAAAAAAGAACACAAAACCCUGCAUUCCAGACUGAAUUUGUAUAUGUUUCUUGCAUUUAAAAUUUGCUAUCCUGUGAUAUGGGAAAUCGAGUUGCUUAUCAUGUAUAUGUACUUUAAAAUGUAUUCACAAACUACUGUUGUAUUUGUAUAAAAUAUAGACAAAAAGAUUGCAUAUAUAUUUUUGUGUAUAAGCUCUGUAAAAUAGCAAUCACGUUAUGAAGCUGCAGCAGAACUUCAUUUUAAACAUUCACAUCCAAAGAAACAGACUAUUUAUUGUCCACAUACCCUGAUUAUAAAAUAUACCUUGCUGCUAUUAAACAAUAGUGCUGCAGCUUCUUGUGGCCUACAGUGUUAUGUUUGCUGUACAAAAAUAUGUGAACUCCACAAAAUAUAUCAAUAAAAUUACAGAAUGGUUUUAGUUAAUGAAUAA